This is a messenger RNA of Saccharomyces mikatae IFO 1815, 654 nucleotides long. It is a transcript of the gene FCF2, whose product is annotated as Fcf2p. Gene Ontology annotation, biological process: RNA processing. The transcript has a single exon. Gene Ontology annotation, molecular function: RNA binding. Gene Ontology annotation, cellular component: nucleolus. The coding region runs from base 1 to 654 and encodes 217 amino acids. The record is from RefSeq and is a predicted model, not a curated record. NCBI's taxonomy places the organism in Eukaryota, Fungi, Ascomycota, Saccharomycetes, Saccharomycetales, Saccharomycetaceae.
AUGAAUCAAAGUGUGGAAGAGCUAUUUGGAGCAUUGAAAGAUGCUAAUGCUAGUUUGGAAGCAAAGAGUAAAGCAGGGGAGCAAGGGUCUUUUCAACAGGAAGAUGUUUUGCAGAUAGACAAUAAUGACGAUGAAGUAAACAUUGAAAGUAAAUUCCAAGAGAUCGAAACCAGCCUUAAGAAACUUCCAAAGUUAGAGACUGGGUUUGAUGCCUUGGCAAGGCAAAAGAAGAAAAAGAACGUACUGCCUAGUGUUGAGACAAAAGAGGAAGAAAGCUCUAAGAAGGGCGAUAAAGAUGAUAAUGAUUGGUUUGCCUUACCUAAACCGGAUGAUAACAUGCGUCGUGAGGUGCAGCGAGACCUAUUGCUCAUAAAACAUAGAGCUGCGCUUGAUCCGAAGAGACAUUAUAAGAAGCAGCGUUGGGAGAUCCCAGAAAGGUUUGCAAUUGGUACUAUAGUGGAGGACAAGAGUGAAUUCUACAGUAGUCGUAUGAACAAGAAGGAAAGAAAGUCUACCAUUUUGGAAACACUCAUGGGCGAUGAAACUUCUAAUAAGUAUUUCAAGCGUAAAUACAAUGAAAUUCAGGAGAAGUCUACUAGUGGUAAAAAGGCACAUUACAAGAAGAUGAAAGAGAUGAGAAAGAAACGUAGAUGA